Messenger RNA from Ruditapes philippinarum (Manila clam), 1406 nucleotides. RefSeq lists its product as uncharacterized. The transcript has 4 exons. The coding region runs from base 239 to 733 and encodes 164 amino acids. NCBI's taxonomy places the organism in Eukaryota, Metazoa, Mollusca, Bivalvia, Venerida, Veneridae. The record is from RefSeq and is a predicted model, not a curated record. Gene Ontology annotation, cellular component: membrane.
UUACAGUUUGUAAAAUCGACCGACCUUGUAGUCGAAAUAUUGAGACUACAUGGUCAUAAAAAGUGUAUUGAGUGUGAAGUUCUUAACACGACAUUAUCUUUAUUCAAAUAUUUACAUAGCUCUUUUUUAGUGUUGGUGCAAUCGUAAUACAGCAUAUUUGGAUAUAUUGUAGAAAGGGUCGUUUUAUGACUUAAAACGAUUUGAUUAUUCGUAAACUAUCGAUACAAAGUGUUAAACAAUGUUGAAAAACGCAGGAUAUGAUCAGAAUUUGUUAUUAGGAUAUGAUCAGAAUGGAGAUGAAUACACAGAAAAGAAUGCCUCUUUUGAGUUGGGUGUGCCAUCUACCUACCAACCGACACCACCGCAGCAAGGGUCUGAACAUCUAACAUGCAAGCCCGUUACCGAACUUACAAAUACAGCGGUGGUAAUGAGCAAGCCACAACCAGGGCCUGUGUUGAACAUAAUUCAGAAACCACUUCCAAGCCAUAUUGUUCCUGCCUUGUUCGUCUGCUGUAUGUUCUGGCCAACAGGCCUAGUCGCAGUAUAUUUUGCAUUCAAAACACGGCAUCUCGAGCUCUCCGGGGACUAUGGUGAAGCGAAAAAAAUGUCAGACUGUACAAGAAAAUUGAUUAUUGCUACAAUAAUCAUUGGACUGAUUUUAGGCAUUUUUGGAUUUGUUGUUUACUAUGCCGGAAUGAUGAAUCGUAACAGAAACAUACAAAACUACGUAUAGUCAUUGUCAACGUCGACUAUAUACUGUCAUGAUUCUUUUUUGAGAACGAAUUCAUUUCUGAAAUUAUCUGAACUGAUAGUAACAUUUAUUGUAGUUGCGUAUUUUUGAUCAUUUUUAAUUUUAUAUCAUUCUUGUUUGUUGUACAUAUCUUUGUAUGUAAGUACAAAUCAAUAUUGGGCUAAAAGUUUUAUACUUUAUAAAAUUACAUUCGGAUAAAAGUUUUUACUAGUUUUCACUGUUUUAUAAGUUUUUUUUACAAAUUAUAUCAUGCUUUUAUAUAAUUUUUACUCAGAAAAUUACGCAAAUAUGAACCAAUGUUUUUACAUGCAUUUAUAUUUUUUGCAUUGUGUUUAAUUUUCUGAAUUUGAAACUGCGUGUUUUACAUUAUAAGCUAUGUACUUCGUAUUAUUCUCUUCAUUGUUGUACAAUAUAAUAUGCUACUGUAUUGUACAUUAUAACUUGUGAAACAACCAGAUAUACAUAUUACAUUGAAUUUUGUAUGAGGCCGAUGGCCUACAAUUAUAUUUAAUAAACUUGAAACAUAAAACGAUGUGUAUAAGAAGGCUUUUAGACCUUGUAAAAUCAGUUGUAAGCUUAAAUGAUCCGAUGCACAAGUAAUAGAUUGUUUGGUUUAAACAGUAUUUAUACCGCUUAAUAAAUUUUAAACCACUGA